Achroia grisella is the source of this 2346-nucleotide messenger RNA. RefSeq lists its product as uncharacterized. The transcript has 6 exons. NCBI's taxonomy places the organism in Eukaryota, Metazoa, Arthropoda, Insecta, Lepidoptera, Pyralidae. The record is from RefSeq and is a predicted model, not a curated record. The coding region runs from base 1 to 2346 and encodes 781 amino acids.
AUGUUAUUUAAAAUUACAUUUCUGCUAUGGUUUCUAAUUAAAGUUGAUGGUUUGAGUAUAGACAAAGUGAGUGGUAAACAAAAUGUGACUAAACGUGCAGUAAACAAUGGUGACUUUUAUCCGGAUUGGGUGCCUUUCAAAAAUAAACAUGGUGACGAACUCGGAGAGUUUGUUCAAGUGGAGACCAAAGCAAAACCUAAGAAAAGGUUAGCGUUACCCGUUAAUUUUAAACUGAAAGCUGUAGCUGAGCCUGAAGUAGAUGAUUAUUAUGACAAGGGACAAGGAGAUGGGGAUAGCGAUGAUGAAUUUGAAAAGAAAGAGUGGUCGGAUUUAAACAGAUCUGAAAAUCCUAUUAAUCCAGCAAAAUCUAUAAAUCAUACAGAUAUCUCCGAUAUAGAUGGAGUAGUGAAAAUAAUAACUAAAAUAAAACCUAAUAUUCUGGUGGAUACUAUUAAAAACCUUAUUAAAUCAAAAGAUGGAUCUCUCACCAUAGACAUGCCUGAUGAAGGACAAAAUGAAAAUGACAGUGAAAAAUCAUCAGAAGAUUUAAACACUGAGGAAGAUAGUGAGCCAGAAGGAAGUAAAGAAAAUCCUAUAAAGGUAAGUAAAGAUGAAAUAAAAAUAGCAUCUAUGAAUAACAAGAAUGAGGACAAUAAAGAAACCUUAAAAAAAGAAGAUAAAGAAUCACAUAAGUAUAAAGAUGAUGUUGAGUAUGAAGAUGGGGUUUCCGAAAAGUCUCAAAAAGAAUCUGCAUCGGAAGAUGAAAAGAGUGAGAAUGAAGCUCGAAAAGCAAUGAUUCUUAACAGUGUUGACGAGUUAAAAGCGCGUCACGAAAAAGAACAGAGAGCGAUAUCUGAAAAAGUAAAAGAAGAAGAAAUACACAUAGAAGAACAUGAAAGAAAUCGAAUACAGAAUAAAAAAGAAAUAGAUAAAUAUGGUAAUCGAAAACCGAAGUUAACAGAUUACGAUGAAUAUGACGAGAAAGAAACAUCAGAAAGCGAAGAGUAUACGACACCAACAAUUACUACAGUACGACCAAGACGAACCACUAAUAGGCGAAAAUCUAAAAAUGUAGAUAAUGGAAAACUAUCAGUGUUUAAAAAUCCUCGUGCUUAUAUGUCAUAUGACGACUCUGACGAACUUGUUAAAACUACAAUAAAACCGAAAACAACAACAAUCAAAUUAUCAACACGAAGCCGACCCAGAUUCUCUUCACGAUAUAGAGCACCAAUAGACAAUGAUGAAAGUGUUCGGAUAUCAUUAGUCCCCGAGGAAGUCAACUCAAAGGAACCGACGCUAUUCUUCCCUCAAAAGAAGAAGAAUAAGCGUAGGCGUAAACAGAAAACAUCUACCACUCCCAGUCCAGAUAAUUAUGUGGCAGAAACGGUAGGAAGUACUGCUAAGGAUGUAAUAACAACAUAUGACGAUACAGCAGCAUCAGAUACCGUUACUUCAUCUAUAGAUACAGCUCCUUCUGCUGUUGAAUCUGCGCCAUCAGCGAUAGAAUCUGCACCAUCAGCUGUAGAUUCAGCCCCAUCGACUAUUGAAUCUGCCCCAUCGGCUAUUGAUACAGUCUCUGUAAAGUCAGAUUCAGUAAAGGACGCAGUUCCAGCUUCAACUGACAAGAAAGAAGAACACAAGUCGGAAGAUUACGAACGAGAAUCAGGGGGUGGCCGUGAAUACAAAUCCAAUCAUUUUGAAGAACAUUCCGAACAUGGCAAGAAGGCAUAUGAGGGGGUCCAUGAAGAUACAAAAACCGCUAAAGGUCACCAUGACACAGAAGACCAUCUUGGCAAAUAUGACGACCACGCGGGCAUCGACAAGCACCACCUCGACGAAAAGAAUCACUAUGGUGCCCACCAUCAUGAAGAACAUGGAAAAAAACACGCUAAGUAUGAGGAGUCGGGCAAACAUUCCAAGGGGCACAGCACAAAAGGUAGCCACGACAUCCACAAGAAAGAAGAAUACGAGAAGAAAGUGGAGUUUUUCGAAGAGGAAGGGGAUUCCGCAGAAGAAGAGAAACAUGGCGGUUAUGCUAAAGAGAAGGAACACGCAACGGGUGGUCAUAUGAAACAUGGUAAACUCAACGCUGGUCAUCAGGAGCACUCUAAAGGUGACACCGGCCACUAUCAGAAAGGUGGUCACGGAUACAAGGAAAAGGGUCACAAAGUAGCUGAAGGUCAUGACAGCCACGGAAAGCACGGUCAUGCCCAAUUCCAAAAAGGUGGUAAGAACUCUGGCAAGAAAUGGGUGUACCACCACGGUUACCCUGCAAGGAAUGCCAAUCUGGUGGUGAUCGACCGAAGAGGCGACCAAUAUUACCACGGACCCCAAUACUAUGGAUAA